AUGGAGGACGAAUCAAUAGAAACCGCGCGUGAGAUCGCCAGACGCGUGUCCCGAGCCUGCCUACAUUGCAGACAGCGCAAGUCGCGAUGUGACCUUGACUCCAGCGGCAACCCCGGCAAACCGCCAUGUCGGCGCUGUGUGCUCGAAAAUCGCGAAUGCGUGCUUGGCAGCUCGAAUCGCGGCGGACGCCGAGUUCGAAAGAACAAGAUCAAGAAUUUCACACCGGCAGCUACUACGAGAAAUAAAUCGGAUACAUCCAGCCCAGCCAACUCCGACAAUUGUCAACCGUCGGCAUCUUAUCCCGGCCCGUUGGUCUUUCUGCCACCUAACCCACCAGCAACAUCAACGUCGGAGGUAGACGAUACCUCAAUAUCAACUGUCCCGCGCAAUCCAUCAGAUGCCUGGCAAUGCCUCACCGGCAUUGCCACCCAGGGUGCGGGAGCAACCUCCGAAACUCGCAAUGACCAUACCCCAACCGAUUCCUACAGCAGUCUACGUAACGGCGUAAUCUCAGACGGGAUCAAAGCUUAUAGACUCGUCCAGUCGCGCGCACUAGACCCGGAGACUGUGUGGCAGCUGAUCUCCCGCUAUGCUGAGAACUUCCAUCAGUACCUUCCCGUCGUGCCGCGGAAGUAUUUCAGACGCGCCGCCCUGGAUGCUUUCGCCACUAACGAGAAGCACUUACUCACGGCAGUUCUCACCAUCGCCUCUAAAGACUUGGUCGACCAGCCCGAGAUCCACGAGUACUGCUCCAAGUACAUGCACGAGCUGGUCUCCGACAUUGCCAUGGGCGCAGAGUGCGAUGUCGAGGCAAUUGAAUCCCUCCUGCUGCUCGCGGAGUGGGAACCACAGGGACUGCGUCCGCGCAUCGAGCGCGUCGGACGCGGCGAAGAGGACCGGGCUGCGUGGAUGCAUGUCGGGCUUGCGUUGCGCUCGGGGUACUUUAUCGGUAUGGAUCGCACGUCUUUCCGUGGAGACUCUUCCAGUGAUCCGGAGGGUGAGGCUCGUCGUCGCUUGGCUUGGGCUAGUUGCUAUAUCUCGGAUCGGUUGAUCUCAGUGCGCAUUGGACGCGCUUUCUGGUCGCGUGGACCAGGGCCAAUGACCGGUCUUGUUAGUCAGGAUUUCCCUUCGCUGCAGCCGGACAAUGAGGGGGAGGAGGACUAUUCGAAGAUUUUACAGGCUAUGCUGGAUCUAACGCAGCUUUAUGGUAACGUUCAUGAGGUGUUGUAUUCGGGAAUGCGCAGUAGCAACCAUAUGAUGCUGAUGGGAGACUAUGUCAAAUAUGUCGAUGACUUCCGUCUUGCGAUUCUGCGAUGGAAGUCAAUAUGGGGGUCAUUGGACUGUUCACCACCGAUGCAAGCCACACUGCAGUUGUCAUACGAGUAUUUGCGUCUGUAUACAACUGCUUUCGCGUUCCAGGCUGCGAUCUCACAAUCGCUGGCUAAACCCAAAAGCGCGUCACAAAGCCAGCGAGAACAGCUACGAGCGACGUUUAAAGAUGUCGCAUCGAUGCCGGACGCGCGGUUUAUCUAUGAGUCCGUUGAUGCAGCAAAGUCAUAUUUGACUAUCCUUGUGUAUUUGGUAGAUCCUGAAAAGCAUCUCCAUUUCAUGCCUCUCCGCUUCUACUUGUAUGGCAUCUAUUCUGCCGUUUUCCUCUACAAGGCCCGUUCUUUCGGAAUGAUGGUCCCCGCAGAAGAAGCAAAAGUCCAAGACCUAGUCAGUCGAACCACAGAGGUUCUCAAACAAGCAAGCGCCGGGACCGACGACAUCGGAUCCCGCUAUGCUCGCCUGCUAGAGCUUCUGUGGAAGCCCAAAGCCCCAUCCAACCCACCUGCAGAGACACAGCAAAACAAGUUCUCGAUGCAGCCAGCCCUGUCAAACCCGGUCGCAGAUCCGGUCUUCAUGGACUUCAGCCCUGCGAAUGACUUUUCCUGGCUUGAUUUGGAGGCUGUCGGCGAUUAUGUAUCUGGAGAUUUAGUCUCUGGUGGUCUACUGGGGCUAGAUACAUUCCCGAAUGUCUCCGAUAUGGAUCAAACUGGAAUGUCACGAACACAGUCCUGGCAGCCGUCUGCUUGGAUGGGAGAUAUGAGCAGUAGUCUUCUGUUCUAA
Messenger RNA from Penicillium bovifimosum, 2109 nucleotides. RefSeq lists its product as uncharacterized. The transcript has 5 exons. Lineage: Eukaryota; Fungi; Ascomycota; Eurotiomycetes; Eurotiales; Aspergillaceae. Gene Ontology annotation, cellular component: nucleus. The record is from RefSeq and is a predicted model, not a curated record. Gene Ontology annotation, molecular function: DNA-binding transcription factor activity, RNA polymerase II-specific; zinc ion binding; DNA binding. Gene Ontology annotation, biological process: regulation of DNA-templated transcription; DNA-templated transcription. The coding region runs from base 1 to 2109 and encodes 702 amino acids.